AUGGAUGAUGAUCAGCAAGGGGUAAACUUCUACCAAGAGCUAGUAGCUGAAGGAGUGCUUGAGGAGGAUCCCGAAGAAAACCCCAAAGCAGGCCCUGCCAUGGGUCAACAGGUGAGACUCGAAGUGGAACCGGAAGAGUAUGUGGUAACUGAUUACGAAUACGACGAGUCUGACAGGGAGUCAGAUGAAGGAGAGACUCGAAGUGGAACAUAUGAAGGAAAGGACAUUAAGGAGGCGCGCAAUGAACCCCACCUAUCAAAAGCCCCAUCAAAUCCACGCACGGUUCUGAGGGGUGAUGCAUACCAUUUACGCUCUCUUGAGGAAGAAAUAACAAAUCUCAAGCGUCAACUCUUUGCGACCGAAGCAAGGGUUGUACGAGCCGAUCAAAGGGUAGAGGUAAUCACCCAAGAGGUAAAUGAACUGGUUGAACAUCUGAUACGUCAGCUCAACGAUUGA
This is a messenger RNA of Lactuca saligna, 456 nucleotides long. Lineage: Eukaryota; Viridiplantae; Streptophyta; Magnoliopsida; Asterales; Asteraceae. The record is from the annotation of a GenBank genome assembly.